CCUGGUCCACGUAGAGAGAAGAUCAUCAACAUCCUCUGGUGACAGAUGAUGAAACUGGGCCGUGCUGAUCCGAACUGGUUUAAUUCUCCGGCUCCACCCGUCACUUCUCGGCUAUAGCCGGAGCAGCUGAGUCAUUCUGGGGCUUGAAGGUCGUUUGAAACGGAUGCAAAAUGUCUUGGUUUGCUGACUUGGCUGGGAAAGCUGAAGACUUCCUGAACAAGGUGGACCAGGGAGCCGCCACGGCCCUGAGCCUCGAGCAGGCAACAGCUGCUUCCUUCUCAUCACAGUAUGAAGGAGAAUCAUCGGUCAAACCCGACUACAACACCUCAGGGUAUAAGACCGACGCAGCUGUGACACAUCACACCUAUGCAUCCUCCCAUGAUGCAUCAGGCUUCAUCUCUGCAGCGGCUGGCAACAUCAAGCGGUCCAAUACAGCCAGCAUGGCCCUCUCGGGUUCGGGCAGCAGCGCUCACAACUCUGCCAAGACCUCGUCUGGCUUCGUGAGGCCCAGGAAGAGCGAGCAGGAUGUGGACGACGACAUGCUCUUUGACUUUCUGAACAGUUUGGACCCUCCAGCCAGCAAUAGGGGGGAUUCUAGAAGGGAGCUUGUGACGGUGGCAGUUACUGAGGCACAAGACCCUACACCCCCCUCUUCCACCCCUCAUUCACUCCCCUCAGCCCCACCCACGCCCCCCUCAACCCACGGCGUAUCCAGGGCCUCCAGCAUGAGCUCGCUGUCCGCUCACAGCAUGAAAACAUCAGAGGAGAACUCUGCUAAAGAGCAAAGACCAGACACACCUGAGGGUUCAGACUCGGACUUGGCUGUGCCCCAGGACAUCCUCAGCAGGCAGGAGCCUCCUCCCCCCACAGAGGAGCCACAGAGUCAGAUCCUGUCCAGUCUGCGUCUGGAGAACCAGCUCCUGCGCAGCGAGGUGGCCUCCCUCAACCAGGAGAUGGCUUCAGUCAUCCAGAGAGCAAAAGACCUGCAAGACGAAUUGAACCAGGCCCGAAUGCGUGCGGACCGGUGGAACUCGGAGCAGUCGCACACUGACCGCACUUUACGGGAACACCGGUCACAAGUUGAGGAUCUGGCGGAGGCUCUUUCAGCCAAAGACGGUCAACUGGCUGUGCUGAAAAUCCGACUUGAUGAAGCUGAUCAGAUGCUGAAGUCCCGCAGUGUUGCACUAGAAGAGGCACAGAAGGAAAGAUCAAGAAUUAUGACGGACCACUCCGAAGGGAACAGCAUGCAGUCCCAAGCUCUUGAGACGAUACAGGAGAGGCUGCGAGAGGCGGACCUGACUGUCAGGAGGGAACAGGACAGCUACCGGCAGAUGCAGAAUGAGUAUGCCGGUCGACUGUCCAAGCUGGAGGCUGAGAGGCAGACCCUCGCAGAGACGGUGACGGCAGCAGAGCGACGAGCUGCAGAGGAGAAGCUCAGGGUGGACGACCUCCAACAGCAGCUGAAAAGUGCCAAAGCAGCAGCAGAGUUUGCGAGGCAGGAGUUACAAGACUACAAGCACAAGGCUUCACGCAUCUUACAAUCCAAAGAGAAGUUAAUCAGCAGUUUGAAGGAAGGAUCUGGUUUGGACACUCUGGACGGCAGCGGGACAAUGGUUCUGGAGCUGGAGGAGCUGCGUCACGAGAAGGAGAUGCAGAAGGAGGACAUCCAGAAACUACAAGCGCGAGUGCACACGCAUCGAAUGGAAAUACAGGAUUUGGAGAAUCAGGCGCUGGGGGAGGCAGAGGCCUGGAGGGAGCAGCAGAUGCAGUUACAGGAGCAACAAGCUUUCCAGAACCGAGUUAAACAGGAGAAUGACGCUGAGAUCGAGCGCUAUAAACAGGAGCUGCAGUACUUAGAGGAGGAGCAGCAUAGAGCCAAAACUUCUCUGCAAAGUCGAAUAAAAGACAGAGAAGAUGAAAUCCAGAAACUCAGGAACCAGUUGACCAACAAGACUCUCAGCACCAGCAGCCAAACUGAGCUGGAGAAUCGCCUCCACCAGCUGACGGAGACGCUGAUCCAGAAGCAGACGAUGCUCGAGGCUCUGGGCACAGAAAAGAGCUCCCUGGUGUUCCAGAUGGAGCGUCUGGAGCAGCAGCUGAAGAACGCUCAGGGAGGACAGAGCGGAGGGUCGGCCAUCAACAUGAGCAGCUUAGAGGCAGCCGGACCAGGAGCACGACAAAGAAACACACCAGUCCUCUUUAGUGAUCAGGACAGUCCAGGAAUGUACGGACAAGUACGUAAGGCAGCCAGCACCAUCGACCGUUUCAGUAUCAGACUGGGAAUCUUCUUGAGGCGUUACCCGAUGGCCAGAUUGUUUGUUAUCGUGUACAUGGCAAUACUGCAUCUGUGGGUCAUGAUUGUUCUUCUGACGUACACACCAGAAAUGCACCAAGGUCAUCCUGGCGAAAGAUAGAAGGCGUGAACGUUAUAUUUGGGAUUUUAAAGAUGUUUCUCUCUAUUGCCGUCGAUGUAAGGAUGGUACAAGCUGCUGGACGAUGGGCUCUGAGACCUCACUCUCCCUGUUUUGCACAGAAAUGCGAUGAAUUAAAGACAUUUCCUCUUCUCCUCCUCUUCUUCAUUACUGUAGUUCCAACUGAAGAUUGAUAGCUGACAGCUGCAUUAAGUUUGAAAGGAAUACCAGAGUGAUAUAUUGUAUUGUUUAUCUGCUGAAUGGGUCAUUAAAUGAUGACUUCCUUUCCCCUCCUGGUUUCAGACAUCUAUUCUCUUCAGAGAUUGUAUUUAACACUAUGUAAAAAAAACAGAGAAUCUUUUAAUAAAGAUGUUAGUGACAAA
Messenger RNA from Limanda limanda (common dab), 2794 nucleotides. RefSeq names its product golgin A5 (gene golga5). Gene Ontology annotation, biological process: retrograde transport, vesicle recycling within Golgi; Golgi organization. Gene Ontology annotation, cellular component: Golgi membrane; Golgi cisterna. The transcript is spliced from 13 exons. The coding region runs from base 171 to 2414 and encodes 747 amino acids. The record is from RefSeq and is a predicted model, not a curated record. NCBI's taxonomy places the organism in Eukaryota, Metazoa, Chordata, Actinopteri, Pleuronectiformes, Pleuronectidae.